Molecule: messenger RNA, 3843 nt
Organism: Pochonia chlamydosporia 170
Lineage: Eukaryota; Fungi; Ascomycota; Sordariomycetes; Hypocreales; Clavicipitaceae
Product: lipid A export ATP-binding/permease protein msbA
Exons: 7
Coding region: 1-3843 (1280 amino acids)
Biological process (GO): transmembrane transport
Cellular component (GO): membrane
Molecular function (GO): ATP binding; ABC-type transporter activity; ATP hydrolysis activity
Source: RefSeq, a predicted model, not a curated record
AUGCCCGAGGACAAAAAUGAGGCGGCAAUCGCUGCCAGCCCGCCGCAUUCAGGCGACACCGACAAGUCCAUCACCAUUGAUUCUAAUAGUGCCGACCAAACGGACGGAAAGAAGGAGGGCCAAGAUGAAGCAAGCUCAAGCUUCAAGUCUUUCCUACGAGUAUUCACAUACAACGAUCGCCUGGGAUGGGUCUUGAACAUUAUCGCCUGUUUGGGUAUGAUUGGGGCUGGCACAGUCUUACCGUUAAUGGAUGUUGUGUUUGGAAAGUUUGUCAACACAUUUAACAACUUCGUCAUUGGAAAACUGUCACCUGGGGAGUAUAUGGAUGAAGUCAGUCGAUUCACUUUGUAUUUUGUGUACCUUUUCAUCGCCAGAUUUUGCCUAACUUACGUUUGGACGGUCCUUGUCAAUAUCACGGCGAUACGCACCACCAAACAACUGCGAGUCGACUUUGUGCGCCAGACGUUGCGCCAAGAGAUAUCAUUCUUCGACAAUCCUUCUUCCUCAGUAUCGAGCCAAAUCACCACUAAUGGUAACCUUGUCAACCAUGGCAUCUCGGAGAAAUUGGGACUCGUCAUCCAGGCGCUCUCCAUGUUUGUCUCGGCCUUUGUCGUCGCCUUUAUCGUCCAAUGGAAGUUGACUCUCAUCACACUGGCUAUCGUCCCAGUCAACACCGUCGUCACAUUGGGCUGCAUAUACGUGGAUGCAUUAUAUGAGUAUAGAAUGUUUGACAUCUAUGCCGAAUCGGGGUCGCUGGCGGAAGAAGCAUUUGCGACGAUCCGGACUGCCCACGCAUUCUGGGCUUUCCCAAAGCUGUCGAUGCGAUUCGAUAGAAUACUGGAGAGAGCUAGACAAAUUGGCAAGAAAAAGUCUUUAGUCUACGCUAUUCUGUUUCCCAUUGAGUUUUUCAGUGUCAUUGCCGGCUACGCUUUGGCCUUCUGGCAGGGCAUGAGGAUGUAUUCCACUGGCGAAAUUCAUGAUCCAGGCACUGUCGUUACGGUCAUUUUUGCUGUCUUGGUCGCAGCCCAGGCCCUUACCCAGAUUGCACCUCAGACCAUUGCCAUUUCCAAAGCGAUGGCCGCAGCCCAAGACUUGUUCUCCAUCAUCGACCGGAAAUCUGCAAUCGACUCACUCUCUGAUGGUGGGGAGACCAUUGACGGUUUCAAGGGCGACAUCAAAUUGCGGGGAGUGCGAUUCUCAUACCCAUCCCGGCCAGGUGUGCCUAUCCUCCAUGGCCUGGACUUGGAUAUUCCAUCAGAUAAGACGACUGCCCUGGUUGGUGCUAGUGGCUCGGGAAAGAGCACUAUUUUUGGACUUCUGGAGCGCUGGUAUUCGUAUUCUGCUGGACUUAUCACCUUGGACGGCUACAAGUUGGAGGACCUCAAUUUGCGAUGGCUAAGGACCAACAUACGACUCGUUCAACAAGAACCCACUCUAUUCAGUGGCAGCAUAUACCAAAAUGUCGUUGAUGGGCUGACGGGCACUAACAAGGAAGAUUUGCCAUUCGAGGAGAAGCGAUCUCUUGUGGUAGAGGCUUGCAAAGCCGCUUUUGCGCAUGACUUCAUUCAAGACCUGCCAAAUGAAUAUGAUACUUGGAUUGGUGAGCGUGGCGCGUCGCUCUCUGGAGGCCAAAAGCAGCGAAUCGUCAUUGCGCGGAGCAUAAUUGCCAACCCCAAGGUGCUACUAUUAGACGAAGCCACCAGCGCAUUAGAUCCAAAUGCCGAAAAAAUCGUUCAGGCCGCACUAAACAAUGUCGCUAAAGGCCGAACCAUGAUCGUUAUUGCUCAUAGAUUGUCCACAAUUCAGGAUGCGGACAAUAUUGUGGUCAUGUCCAAGGGCGAAACCAUCGAAAACGGAACCCACUCAGAGCUGAUUCAACUCGGCGGAGCCUAUGCUAGGCUCGUUCGAGCCCAGGAUCUCGGCAAGAAGUCUGAUUCCGUCGGAGAUGAAUCCGAGGAUGACACGGACGGACCUGUUGUUGACAUGGAUAAAGAAGUCACGCGGGUUUCAACAACUGGGAGUAUGCGUGUCGAUAGCGCGGAUGGUGGCAAGAAGUAUGGCCUUCUUCAUGGGCUAAUCCUGAUUCUCAAAGAACAAAAGACGUUGUGGUGGCCUAGCUUUAUUAUCUUCUUGACCUGUGUUGCAGGAGGCGGUACCUAUCCGGCGCUUGCCGUCUUAUUCUCCAAGACAAUGUCUGCAUUUGAAACCGUCGACGUUAAGAAGGCCAACUUUUUCGCCCUGAUGUUCUUUGUGGUAGCGUUGGGAAAUCUUGUCCUGUACGCCGUUGCUGGAUGGCUGGCCAAUAUUGUUGCGCAGACUAUCAUGAAGUUUUACCGCGCCGAAAUCUUCAACAAUACGCUGCGACAAGACAUGCCAUUCUUUGACAAGCCGGAGAACGGAACGGGAGCUCUGGUGGCCAGACUCUCUUCAGAACCCACAAGUCUCCAAGAACUAUUGUCGAUGAAUAUUGCCCUUCUUAUCAUCUGCAUUGUAAACCUUGUUGCUAGCUGUAUCCUUGCCAUCGUAUCGGGAUGGAAGCUGGGCAUGGUUCUCACAUUCGGCGCUCUCCCCUUUGUCGUUGGAUCAGGAUACAUGCGAAUACGACUUGAGUUCAAAUUCGAAGAAGAUACAGUGGAGCGCUUCGCCAAGAGCAGCGCGGUGGCAGCCGAAGCGGUCAUGGGUAUUCGGACAGUGUCAUCCCUGGCACUGGAGCAAGCCGUCGUUGAGCGUUAUAACGAGAAAUUACAGGGCAUCGCGCGGCAAGCCAUUGGAAACCUCGGGUUCAAGAUGUUUUUCUACGCACUUAGUCAAUCCGUCUCAUUGCUUGCGAUGGGACUAGGCUUCUGGUAUGGUGGUAAGCUUGUGUCCACUGGCGAGUACACUUCUAGCCAGUUCUACAUUGUCUUCAUCGCCAUCGUCUUCUCAGGCGAAGCAGCUGCCAUGUUAUUCCAAUUCACAACCAGCAUCACCAAAGCAGGCACAGCGAUGAACUACAUCUUCCGCCUGCGCCGCGAGCGAGUCCUGUUUGACGACCUGGACGGCGAUUCUCAACCCGAAAGCACAAUGACUGAAAAGCUACCGAGUGGAAAGGGCACCGAAAUGGCGUUCGACAACGUGCAGUUCUCCUAUCCGCUGCGGCCCAAACUAAAGGUACUCCGGGGGAUUGACGCUACCAUAAAGUCUGGUAAAAUGGUUGCCUUUGUAGGCGCUUCUGGCUGCGGAAAAUCCACCAUGAUAGCACUUCUACAGCGCUUUUAUGAUCCUACGAGCGGCGAGCUCCGCGCUAAUAACCAAGACGUCAAAACUCUUGAUAGGUGUAAAUACCGUCGUGAUAUUGCACUUGUUCAGCAAGAGCCCGUUCUAUAUCAAGGAUCUAUACGAGAGAACAUCUCUCUUGGCAUUGAGAGGGGCAAUCCAUCAGAGGCCGACAUCAUUGAGGCAUGUAAAAACGCCAAUGUGUGGGAUUUCGUCGCUUCCCUCCCUGAAGGCCUCGACACGCCAUGCGGUAACCAGGGUCUAUCACUAUCUGGUGGUCAACGGCAGCGCAUCGCCAUUGCGAGGGCAUUAAUUCGCAAGCCCCGAUUGUUGUUGCUCGACGAGGCAACCAGUGCACUGGAUACCGAAUCUGAAAAGGUUGUUAAAGAGGCUUUGGAUCGUGCGGCAGAGGGCAGGACGACUAUUGCGGUUGCCCAUCGGUUGAGCACCAUUCGGGACGCGGAUGCCAUUGCUGUUUUUGCAAGGGGGAAUAUCGUUGAACUCGGUACACAUGAUGAGUUGUUGGAUAGAAAGGGCAUGUAUUACGAGAUGGUGCUGGGCCAGUCAUUGGAUCGGGAGGCAGCAUGA